UUGUUGGUCCGAAAAAAAACUCGCUUUCACCGAGAGCUCCUGCAGCCUUGAGACGAAGGGAGGAGUACGAACAGACUUUCCGCAUCAACUUUCUCACCGACAAAGCUCUUCGAAAAACACUUCAGCAAUGGCGGAGGCCCACCAGGCGGUGGCGUUCCAGUUCACCAUAACACCUGAAGGAAUCGACCUGCAGCUGUCCUAUCAGGCCCUGAACCAGAUCUACCUGUCAGGAGUGCGAUCGUGGAAGAAGCGAGUGAGCCGCAUGAGGAACAGAGUGAUCAAGGGUGUGUAUCCUGCCAGCCCCUCCUCCUGGCUCAUUGUCGUCAUAGCGAUCCUGGCCACCAUGUACAUGCGCUCUGAUCCCAGCAUGGGGCUCAUCACCAAGAUAAAGCAACACCUGCCACUGAGCCUCCACGUGUCCCUCAGUGCCCAGGGUCAGACGAUGUUGUCGGCCCUCGUCUUCAGUACUCUACUGUGGCUCUCCCUCAUCCUCGCGCUCAGGUUCUGCCUCAAGCUGCUGCUCUCUUACCAUCAGUGGAUGUUCGAGCAGCACGGCCGGAUUUCCAACAUCACCAAAGUCUGGGUGACUCUGUUGAGAUUAUUAUCAAGCAGGAAGCCUCUGCUGUACAGCUAUCAGACGUCUCUGCCUCACCUGCCUGUUCCUGCCAUCAAAGACACUCUGAGCAGGUACCUUUUGUCCGUGCGCCCACUGAUGGCUGACCCGGACUAUAAACAAAUGACUGAACUGGCCAAUCACUUUGAGUCUAACCUUGGAAACCGCCUGCAGCGCUACCUGAAGCUGAAAGCUCUGUGGGCCACCAACUAUGUGAGUGACUGGUGGGAGGAAUACAUCUACCUGAGGGGCAGAGGUCCCAUAAUGGUCAACAGUAACUACUAUGGCAUGGACUUUCUGUAUGUGACCCCAACCCCAGUGCAGGCGGCAAGAGCAGGAAACACCAUCACUGCCCUGCUGCUCUAUCGCCGCAAGGUCAACAGGGAGGAACUCAAACCGAGCCGUGUUCCAGGUACUGUUAUCCCCCUGUGUGCUGCCCAGUGUGAGAGGAUGUUCAACACAACACGCACACCGGGAGUUGAGACCGAUGUGCUUCAGCACUGGCAGGACAGCGAGUUUGUGGCAGUGUACAACAAGGGACGCUUUUUCCGCCUGUGGGUGUACCGGGCAGGCCGGCUGCUGUCACCCAGGGAGAUCGAAUACCAGAUCCAGAGGAUCCUGGAUGACCCUUCACCCCCUCAGCCCGGAGAGGAGAAGCUGGGGGCUCUCACUGCUGGAGAAAGGGUCCCCUGGUCUCAUACGAGGAAAGAGUACUUCAGCUCGGGUAUCAACAAGCGAUCGCUGGAUGCCAUCGAGAGAGCAGCUUUCUUCGUGACUUUGGACGAUGAGGAACAAGGCAUGAGAGGAGAGGACCCCGCGGGAAACUUGGACCGCUACGCUAAGUCUUUGCUCCACGGGAAAUGUUAUGAUAGAUGGUUUGAUAAAUCCUUCUCCAUUGUGAUCUACAAGAACGGGAAGAGCGGACUGAAUGCAGAGCACUCCUGGGCUGAUGCACCCACAGUGGCUCACCUUUGGGAGUACACCCUGGCCACAGACGCCUUCCAGCUGGGCUACACCGAGGACGGCCACUGUAAAGGCGAGGUGGACCGCUCACUGCCCCUCCCACAGAGGCUCACUUGGGACAUCCCCUCAGAGGUUCAGGCUCAGGUCAACAGCUCUCUGGCCGUUGCCCAGGCGCUUGCCGAUGAUGUCGACUGCCAUGUGUUUCCCUUCAGAGAUUUUGGAAAAGGACGGAUAAAGAAGCUCCGCAUCAGCCCUGAUGCGUUCAUCCAGAUCGGCUUACAGCUGGCAUACUACAGGGAUCGUGGUGGAUUCUGUCUGACCUACGAGGCAUCAAUGACCCGUCUGUUCAGGGAGGGCCGGACGGAGACUGUGCGAUCCUGCUCCAAUGAGAGCUGUGCCUUCGUGAAAGCUUUCGAGGAUGGAGAGGCAGCGGAGCACUGUAGGCAACUCUUCAAACAGGCUUCAGAGCGACACCAGAACCUUUACCGCAUGGCUAUGACUGGUGCUGGGAUCGACAGACACCUCUUCUGCCUCUAUGUGGUCUCCAAAUACUUGGGGGUUGAGUCACCCUUCCUUAAAAAGGUUUUGUCUGAGCCUUGGCGUCUCUCCACCAGUCAGACCCCCGUUCAGCAGAUGGAACUGUUUGACCUGAAGAACCACCCAGACUACAUAUCUCUUGGAGGAGGGUUCGGGCCUGUUGCUGAUGACGGUUAUGGUGUGUCAUACAUCAUUGUGGGUGAGGAUAUGAUCAACUUCCAUGUGUCCUCCAAAUACUCCUGCACUGAUACCGACUCACACAGGUUUGGAGCUCAGAUAAGUAAGGCUCUCCAAGACAUCAUGACUGUCUUCUCUACUGACACCAAAACCCCCAAAGGCCCAGCCCAGCCUCAGGCCAAGAAGCUCCUGUGAAAGUGUCUGACCAAUGGGAACAAAGAAGCCCCUCUGGACGUCUAAGCUGAGUGUAGAAGAGCAUGUUGUCUUGAAUUUCUAAACUGUUAUGUGAAGUGUUUAUUAAAGUGACAAAUUGGAUAUAAUGAGUAAAAUGAAAGGGAAAUCACAGUCUACAUCUCUCACCGUAUUUAGACACAAUAAAAACUGUUUUCAGACUGCGCUCAGACAGAGACAAACAUUGAGUGAAAACGCAGUGAGCUGCAGGUUGUUUAUCUCACAUCAACAACCUGCAGCAGCAUUUGAACUUUAUUUCAACUCGGUAAAAAAAUAGAAACAUGUAGACAGUAUGCGCAAUAGAGCGCUGGAACACAUCACCUGAGAGUUAUGAUUUCCAUUCUUCCCUGAAAAAAAAAAAACUGUCAGCAGGAACUAAUGAAACUAUAUGACAGCUCUUUGGCAUUAAUGCGAAUACUUAUAUGAAUGUUUGUUUGUUCUUGAGUUUUGUGAGUCGUUUCUUAUCUGUCAGAGAUUAAGCUUGGCAACAUGUUAAUGCAAAAUGCUUCCGAUCCCUACUUUCUUAGAGUAUAUGAAACCAAUGAUGCGCCAUUUUUAAGAAAGAGGGAGCGGAGGUCGUCACUUAAGAAGGAAGUCUUUCGGAGAAAAAUAUAAGCAGAGAAAUGGGGAAAAUUGUCUCCUGCAACAGUGGGAAAAGCAUUAGGCUGCUUGUAGUCAAAGUUUUAAUAAAAAGGGAUAACCUUGCAAUAUGUUAUUAAUGGAGACCACAGAGUGCAUGUCAUAGGCCCUUGCUAAAAGCUUUGGGAAAAUGUCAAAUAUAAGAGGUUAACAAGACUAAAGUAGGAAUCUCUAUGAAUCUUUAAUUUUUUAGAGCCUGACCGAUUAAUCAGCCAGCCGUUAAUAUCGGCCGAUAUUAGCUUAUCCAGUAACUAUCAGUGUCUGCUAAUUUCAUCACACAUAUGCGCUGAUAUAGCUUGAUCUGAUCACCAGUCAAAAAGCAUUUCAUUUGGGUAUCGUUGUAUUACACUAGCAGUUCUUUUUCUGGUUGUCAUCAGCAGAGUGUGCUAUAUGAAUUACACAUGUACGUACAUGCGCAGUUACAUUCAGGAUGAGUGACCGUCUUGUCUACGUUAAACUAUAUCUGUAUUUAUCAAUCUCUACAGAUUGAACAUAGAUCGAAGAAAUAUAUCGGUCGGUAUAUCGGUAUCUGAUUUUUUUCCUCUCCCCAAUGUAUCUCCCCAGUGCGAUACAGAUCUUCUGAGGUUAUCCUUCUUACUCGGUGCUUCACCUCGUGCCUCAGCCUGCCUGUAAAACCUGACACCAGUCUAAUCGACUCGUUGCCUUACACUACUCCACUGUGACUCAUUCACUAUGUUGUCACAUAAUAUCUAGUCCAAUAAGUGAUGGAGCAGCGCUCUCAGGCUUUCAACUAUUUGGAUUUUGAACCUCUUGCAAUCAAAUCAGCAAAGCUACGAUCAGUAAGAGGUGGACAGCUCUCUUUGUGGUUACACUAACUGUUAAUGGCUCUUAUUUUCUAGGUCAGUUAUACAGCUGCUGUUUUAACUCUUGGUAUAUAAUGAGGUUUAAACUUUUUUUGAUGAAUUUUUGGGUAUUUUAGUUUUAGCUAAAAGUAAAAAAUGCUACCAUAUCUAAAUACUCUAGACAAAGUAAAAGUCCUGCAUCAAAAAAUAAUUUAAAAGUGACAAACCUUUUCCUCUGAAAUAAAGUAAAGAAAAGGUAAAAAAAAAAAGAAAAAGAGAAGAAGCUAAAGUACUCAUAUUAUUAGCAUACCAUCACCUAAAAUGUGUGCCUCAGUCUAGUACAUGUUUGUGUUUGCUUCAGUUCACCCUCUGGUUUAUUGUCCUUAUCAAAUGAAUCUUUAAGACGCCAAUGUUUGUUUAUCAGUUUCUUUGAGACUCUGCAUUGCAGUGGUUUGAAACUGAAAGUGUCUAAAAGGGAGAGUCUCUGACUCGUUGUUUCUGGCGAUGACUUUGGGCUUUAAGUUUAGGGACCCUGUGCAAGCUGGCAGCCUGCCAACACUUUUUUUUUCUUACUAAGCUUUGUGUUGUAAUAGUGCAGUGUUCAAACAAGAGCCCUGGGAACAGUUGAUACAUGAAGAAUGUUGAGAGUUUCUGUCAGUAUGCUACAUUUAGAUUCAUCAAAAACCUCAUGACUUUUAGAAGUUUACUUUGAGUUAAUGAAGAAACGGUCAACAAUUCAAGAACUUCCUCUCAUGACACAAAUUGAUUUCAAAAUUGGACAACCCUUAAAAAUUCAAUAUUUUUCUUUCCAGCCAGUUUUUGAUCAUGAUCAGGUGAUAACCUAACUGUGAAGUUCAGUUUAUUGAUGGAUAGCCCCUUGAGUUGAACCAUCUCGUUUUUUUAGGGGGUCCAUACCUAACAACUCAACUCUCAGAGGUUUAUUUAUAAAUGUGUUGAUUUUUUUAGUGAAUUCCCCUGCUCCUCAGACACAGUUGUGAUUUACUGCUGUUGAAAGAAACCCACCCAAGGUGUGGCAUUGCUCUUUCUGUCACUGAUCCUGGUAAGUAAUUGUAGUUUUCCAGGUGGAAAGUGAAAGGGAGAAAAGGCUUCUGCUAACUAUUCCACUUUAACACAGACAGACAGCAGUAUGCACUACUACACAAAUUGCUCCAACAUGAAACAGAGCACCUCUGAUUCUUUAGAAGAUAUUUUUAAACUUUCUGAUGAUGAUGAAAAUCCUUUGUUUGUAAGGUUUGGCAUUGCACACGUGUGCCUGAGUUCAUUCAUUCAAUAAAACAAUUAAAAUGCAAUCUCUAAUCCUCUCUGUGUGUGUAGAUGAGAAUGUACUAAAGUUACUCAGUUUAUAUUGUCACUGUCAAGAUGUGCUGCCAUGGGCAAGGAGGUAGUGGUUAAAUAAAAAAGAUCAAGUUAACUAUUAACCCCUGAAUAUUCAGAGACUUAGAAACACUUCAUGGUGGCUUGUUUUACUAAGGCGGAUAUAAUCUUAAACUACAUCUCUGUUCAUGUUUCCAACUCUUGGCUCCAGUAUUGAGCUGUACUCGGCUUGUUGGCAUAAUAUUUUAUUAACGUCAGACCACAUGUGGCUUCUCAGGUUCAACAUUUAGCGGCUCAUUUCCCAAACUGUUGACUGCCAGAGCAGCCAUAUUUUAUGACCAGCAACAAGUCAUGUACAUUGUAUUCAGAAAUACUUUUUAAAGGAAAUUUCUUAAGGGUAUACAUACAACUUGUCUACCUUACUAAACUUGUGACUUCUAAAACAUUCUGUGAGUGGAGGCAGAAUAUGCCGCCUGUUCUUUUUCUAUUUUCCACAGUGUUACUACUUUGUUACUCUGACAUAAUGAAGUCAGGUUUUCUGUUAGGUGAAGAGAGAUUAAUUCAGAAUCUGGACGUCAUUGAAUAGCAUUGAAUCUUUGGCCAUGGCCCAAAUCUUUUUUUUUUUUUUUUUAAAUCGGUCAAACAAAAGAAAAUCAAUGUCCUCUUCAGCAAAUUACACAAAUCAAAUGUAUUCACUUUGUCUGUUUAGAAAGGACUUCUUAUAAUGUCUGUGCAUUUAAGAUUUCACUGCUGCGGUCAUUAAGUGUGAUACAGAUCUUCUGAGGUUUUCACUCUUACAUUCACUAUGUUAUCACAUAAUAUCUAGUCGAAGAAGUGAUGGUACAGCGCUCUCAGGCUUUCAACUAUUUGGAUAUUGAGCCUCUUUCAAAAACGAACAGCAAGAUCAGUGAGAGCUUGACUGUUCUCUUUGUGGUUACACUAACGGUUAACGUAAGGACUCUUUUUCUUGCUUAGUGGACUCCAGGUUCUUUUUUUUUGUAAUCUUUUUUUUUGUAGGUCAGUUCUACAACGUCUGUCAUAACUCUUGGUUAAUAGUGACAUUUAAACAUUUAUGAUGAGUUUGUGGGUAUUGUAUUUUUAAAUGAUAUCCAAUGUUUACUUGUUUUUACACUCCAAAAUAUGCUUAUUAUUAUUAUUAUUGCUGUUUAUUGUCUUUCAUUCAAAUACUUUUUUUUUUAAAUGUCUGCUGGUUUUGAGAAGAAGGCCUUUUUGUAAUGCUGUGUGAAAUAAAAACUAACUGAUCCUA
Messenger RNA from Labrus mixtus (cuckoo wrasse), 6565 nucleotides. It is a transcript of the gene cpt1a2b, whose product is annotated as carnitine palmitoyltransferase 1A2b. The record is from RefSeq and is a predicted model, not a curated record. Lineage: Eukaryota; Metazoa; Chordata; Actinopteri; Labriformes; Labridae. The transcript has 19 exons. Gene Ontology annotation, cellular component: mitochondrion. Gene Ontology annotation, biological process: carnitine metabolic process; fatty acid metabolic process. Bases 128 to 2485 code for a protein of 785 amino acids. Gene Ontology annotation, molecular function: carnitine O-palmitoyltransferase activity.